AUGAAAUCAACCACUCUCAUUAUCCCCCUCCUGACCACCCUCGCAGCCGCACAAGGUUUCUUUGAUGAGUGCGCCAAGCCAUGGUCCCUCGGCUACCGUAACCGGGUGCACUUCGUCAUCGCGACAUGCCCGGGGCCCGACGACAAGAAGUACACGAGCACGAUUAAUUUGAAUGACUGCUUGAGCAACUCGGAGGGGGUCUUGCGGGCGGAUAAAUCUUCUCUCCCUACUGGCAUUCGCGAGAAGCGUUGUCCCGCAUCAUGUCGUGUCGGUUCGAACUCUAUAUUUCCCACGCCAUCGUAUAAUAGUUUUGGAACACGGAAAACUGUUAUGGACAUGUUGAAUAAUGAAGCAACUGACGGACGGACUGUGCAUAGUGGCUUCGCCUUCCACUCCUGCUCCUCCUGUACCGCCGCCACACCGUCUACAAACGCGGAAUUGACGUGUCAAUGCAAGCAGACGGGUGGUCAGCCCAAGACGACGAUUAUCGAUCUAAAUACGGUGGUGAGCAACACUGAUGGGAUCAUCGGUUGCUUUGGUCUCCCGGGUGAGUGGUCCUUCUGGGAUGAUGCUACUCCUCCUCUUAUUGAUUGUGCUGAGCUGACGUGGAAUUCUUCUUCUACAGGGUUCGAAGUGGCGCCCAGUGAGUUGUGA
Messenger RNA from Pseudomassariella vexata, 654 nucleotides. RefSeq lists its product as uncharacterized. NCBI's taxonomy places the organism in Eukaryota, Fungi, Ascomycota, Sordariomycetes, Amphisphaeriales, Pseudomassariaceae. The transcript is spliced from 3 exons. The record is from RefSeq and is a predicted model, not a curated record. The coding region runs from base 1 to 654 and encodes 217 amino acids.